Messenger RNA from Trypanosoma brucei brucei TREU927, 1293 nucleotides. RefSeq lists its product as hypothetical. The transcript has a single exon. The record is from RefSeq and is a predicted model, not a curated record. Lineage: Eukaryota; Euglenozoa; Kinetoplastea; Trypanosomatida; Trypanosomatidae. Gene Ontology annotation, molecular function: protein binding. Bases 1 to 1293 code for a protein of 430 amino acids.
AUGAACGUCGAUGAUUUCCGGACUGUGAUCCCGUCACCAGUGUAUGUCGCGACGAGGGGUGAGAGGAGUGGCAUAAAUGUUGCGGUAAGGGCACUAGCCCCUGUAACAGACGUGGUGUUUGACAUGGAGGAGCAAUUUGCCGUUGUAUGCCAGCGGCGCCGCUUCUCUACCUACGCAAUUAGCAGUUGGAUGGAGAGUUUAGAUGUACCUUCCAUUCCUGGUGCUGCAGUCCCUCUAGUUUCAGUUGAGCCGCAAGGCUUCUCGAGUCUCGGGUUUGCCCUCUCAGCGUUGCAAUUUUUGUCAUCUUCACUUCAUGUUAUUGCCGGUUACCAUAGAGCCCCAGUGGUGGAUAUCUUUGACUUGGAGAAUGUUGACGAGGAGACGAGUGAGCCCCAGCAGCGGUUCAACCUGACGGAUGUGAAGGAAAACGGAAACGUUGAGGAUGGUUCAAGCGCCUACGCAAACGAUGUUAUGCCAAUGGACAGAUACGUUAGUUUGGGGGCGCUGUCAUCAGGGUUGUCCGUGUGGUUAGACAGUCGUAGCGGAAAGGCGGAGGCAUGUACUGGAGUCUUAACGCGCCAAUACACUAUUGGGGCCCACAACCGCCAUACGGGCCGCCGUGAUCCACUCGCAUGCGUAACCUCCUUGUGCCAAGGCAACCCUGCGAACAUACUUCUAGGAACGGAGGCUGGAGCGUUGCAGCUGUGGGACGUGCGUUGCGCCAGAGAGUGCGUGGCCCAACAUAUGACAUCGGCGUCAAUCUGUCGCCUCCAUCCAUCGUACUCAUAUCCCCUGCGCAACGUUGUGUGGCUUAACACGUUAGCGGGCUGCGUGGAAGCUGUAAGCGUUGGACAGAGCGACAUGGAGCUGUUGGCACGACGUCUGUGCCCGGACUUCCAGCGUUCAUCCUCAACGUUUCAUUUACCGCCACCACGUCUCUCCUUCAUGGAGUCCUCUGGGGUUGUGGCUUGUCCACACAUAUCUUCCGGCAAACUGUUGCUUUAUGAUGGGAGUUCCUUGGUAAAACAGCCGAACAACUCUCGCACACAGUUAUCUUCAUAUAAUAGAGGUGUGGAUGGAAAGGACAACGAGUAUGAAAACGGGCAUUGUAGCAAUUUUGGUGGUUUUCUUCGGGAGGCAUCCUCUUCCAGUGAGGAAAGUGGAGAGCGUGAAAUUCCGCUGCUGAAUGCUCUGCCCUCUGAGGCUAAUGCGCUCGUGACUGCAUGCACCGUGUGGAGCAACCGCGAUAUGUUCGUGCUUGGGGAUGAAACAGGCCGAGUGCAGCUCCUGUAA